Molecule: messenger RNA, 2862 nt
Organism: Chara braunii
Lineage: Eukaryota; Viridiplantae; Streptophyta; Charophyceae; Charales; Characeae
Source: the annotation of a GenBank genome assembly
GGCUACUCGUGCGGUGGAUUCCCCCAAGUUCGUGUGUUCGCGAGAGAGCGAGAUGAGAAGGGACCGCUUGGAGUCGUUGGCAUUCAAGAAGAUAUUAAAAGUCAAGACCGAGGAAUGGCUGGAUAAAGGGGAGGAAGGAGAUCCCUAUCGAAGGGAGGAGGAAGAUCGGGAUCGGAUGGACGAGGAAGAUCGGGAUCGGCCAACGCGCCGCCAAGGAGAUGGUACUGCUGCUAACGGUAAGGAGCACGUGGUGAUCAAGGAGGAAAGGGAGGAUAGUCCUCUGCCAGAUGAGGAGGAGGAGGGGAAAGGAAGAGGAGCAAGAGGAGGGGGAGGAGGGGGAGGAGAAGGAGGAGGAAAUGAGGAAAGGAGACCGACAUUGACUCCCGACCGACGACGAGCGUAUCUGCAGAAAGUGCAACGGAUAGUGGAACGGGAGCGGGAGGGGAGAAAGAAAAGGAGGGAGAGAAGGAAAGGCGAGGUACAGCAGGAGGGAGAAGAGGGAGAGAGAGAGAGAGAUUGGCGCCGUUGGAUCGACCGGUUGAUGGAGAUCGAGAAAGACGUUGAGCCCCAUUGCCGUCAUUCGCCGACGGAGGUUUAUCAAUGGUUAGCGAAGAAGCAAGGCCUAUCGAUGCCCAGGUCAGCUGUGUGGAAAUACAUACACAUGAAGCAUCAGAGGGGGGGCGAGGGUUUAAAUAGCGCGAUCGCCAUUGGAUCGAUGAACGAGGAGAUGAAAGCGGCGGCAAUGAGAAGGGAGGGGGGCGCAGUGAGCAGGUAUGUCUGCACGGCUUGUGGAAUCUCCCAGACCCAUACCUGGAGCAACUGUCCAGCUAGGAUUUGGGUUACGGGGCAGACCCCGGUAGAGUAUCAUAUGUGGAAGAGGAGAGUGGGGGAGACGAGUCGAAAGGAAGAGGAGAAGGAGGAGGAGGACAUAGACGGAGGUGAAGGAAGAGGAGGAGGGGAAGGGGGGAACGGACGUACCGCAGGGGCACACGUGAACGGCGGGGAAGGGGGAGCAGGAGGCGCAGCAUCAUCUGCGGCAGGGAAGCAGGAUAGCCAACGCACGGGAAAGAAGCGUAGUAGAGGGAGUACGGAGGCGGCGGAUGGGGAGGAGGAGGGUCGGCGGGCAAAACGCCUGCUGCAGACGAGGGGGAGCGCUGUCCGGCAGAGGGAGGAAGUGCAGGGGGAGGGGGAGGGGGACGGUGAAAGAAGAAGGGAACACGUGGCAGGUCGCGACCUGGGAGAAGGGUUGAGGAAAGCAGAUGGGAUCUCGGCAGCCACCCCCGCCGUGACUCCUGAAGCCAGACGGGGUCGGAAACCUGGCAGCGUCCCGGCCGGUCUCGGUAAUGUGCCCUUUGAACCGAUCCCGGCCGGUGAGAAAACGGUCAAGGGGACCAGAGGGAGGAUGCGCAUCUGGCGGUGCAGUUAUCCCGGCUGCGGCCAUCCUGUGCGGCAUCCAGGUGUCAGUUAUCAGAACAUCAAGUUGCACUGGAUAGGUGUCCACGUGAAUGGCCCGAAGAAGAAUCAUACCCAAAAUAGAAGUAAAGGGCGGCAAGAUGCCACAGGGACGAAAGGAGGUGGUGAUGGAGAAGCAGGAGGAGAAGCAGGGGGAGAAGGAGGAGGAGGAGGAGGGGAUGGGGAAGAAGAGAGGAGAAAGGAGGAGGAGAUGGAGAAGGAGAAGGAGAAGGAGAUCGCUGCAGAGAUCGCCAGAAUGAGAAAAUGGGAAGAAGACGACAGAAGAAAGACCGAGUUACUCAGACAGUACUCGAUCCAACGUGGGGCGGAAUUUCGGAGGGCUCUCUGUGCCAUUCAAGACAUGACGGGAAGACGCGUGGCUACCAUUCUAGAGGGCCAUCUCCUGGGUAGCUUCCGUGCGGACGAUCUUCUCCUGCUGGGAAUCGUGUUGGAGGAGUUUUGCAGAUACAGGGUGGGGAAAGAGGUGGCUGCUCUGUCCAAGGACUGCUCGAUCCGUCAUGAGGAGGUGAGAGAGGAGGAGAAAGAGGAGGAGGAGAAAGAGGAGGAGAAAGAGGAGGAGAAAGAGGAGGAGGAGGAGGAGGAGGAGGAGGGUGGUGGAGGGGAAGGGCAGAAAGGCAAGGACGGAACAGAGCGGGGAGGGGGAGAAAAAGGGGAGGAGGGAGAAGGACAAACGAAUGGGGAGGAAGGAGGGACAGGGAGGGAGAAAGAAAGGGAGGAGGAGGAGGAGGAGGAGGAGGAGGAAGGAGAGAAAAGCAAGCAGGGGCCAGGGGAGGGAGGGACACAGAGGGAGGAGGAAAGUGAGGAGGAAGAGGAGGAUGAUGAUGAUGAUGAAGAUUGGCGGUUGGAAUGGGGGGCAUAAAGGAUGGGUAGUAAUAAAGAAAAAGGUCUCCAUGUUGCCACGUGCACGCUAAGAUGGGGGAGGAAAAGAGGGUGAGAGAAUGAGUGACUCAGGAAAAAGGCGAGAGAGGGUGGUGGAGAAGAGGGAGCAGAGCUAGGGGACGGGAGGGGAUUCCAUGAACAUAAAUAUACAAGAAAAUAGGGACGUGCCACGUGGGUGCUAUCCAAAUUCCCAUGUAGUCGCUCGAACGCCCUUGUGUAUGUCAUCAAGAAAGAUGACUAGGUACACAGAUUCGAGUCCUUGUACUCGGAGUUAUGAGGGACUCUCUGCACAUGCUUUCGGAGGUCUCCUUUUUUAAGUAGAGUAGGGGCAGCUCAUCGGUGAAUGACCCUACAGAUUUGUUUGAUUGCUCGGGGGGGAGUGAUUGCUCGGGGGGGGGGGCGGGGGGGUGCAUCUCGAGAUGGCCUUCUUUCAAAGGCUCCGUUUGUGUUGUAUUUUUUCCAUGUCAGCUCUUUCAUCCCCAUUUGCCGUGAUGACAGCUGUCAAAAUCG